GCAAGGAGCAGCUGGGAAGUGAAGGGUACAGGGAGAUGUGCCACUGUGGAGGCGAGGCGAGGAAGGAGCAGCUCGGUCAUGAAGGGUACCAGGAGAUGGACCACCACGGAGGUGAGGCAAGGAAGGAGCAGCUCGGUCAUGAAGGGUACCAGGCGAUGGGCCACCACGGAGGCGAGGCGAGUAAGAAGCAGCUCGGAUAUGAAGGGUACCAGGAGAUGGGUCGCCAUGGAGGAGGUGAGGAAGGAGCAGAUUGGACAGGAAGGGUACAAGGAGAUGGGCAAAAACUGACAUCUGAACAUGAAAUCCUUUGAACUUAAAGAGAUCUUCUAUAAUUUCGCACG
Malus domestica (apple) is the source of this 341-nucleotide messenger RNA. NCBI's taxonomy places the organism in Eukaryota, Viridiplantae, Streptophyta, Magnoliopsida, Rosales, Rosaceae. The record is from RefSeq and is a predicted model, not a curated record.